UGUCGCUUCAUAUGAGCGCCAGUCGAAACGCAAGCGCCGGUCGACCUACCCGCAAACCUAGAAUAAAACAGAGCCAUUGCAAUCUAGUCUCUAUUCUUGUGUUAAUUAAGUGCAUUAUUGUGAUGUAAAGAAAGGUUAACAUAAUGUGACAGAGUUGUGAAAGUGUUGGAUUCAUUCCAUGUGUUCGUGAACCUGCCUUUUCACAUGGGAUUGAUCUAUUGAAUAUUGCCCUGAAAGGAUGACUGUAUUUAUAUGCAUUAAAAGAUGAACAGCGGACAAAGACGAGCCCUAACAGGCUCAAUACAUAAGAUUAGAGAGUUUGAUUUGGAAAAAGUAUGCUUGGUUGAAGAAUUCGAUAUAUUACAAAUAGUUGGUGAAGGAUGGUUCGGAAAAAUUCUUUUAGUGGAACACAGAGCGUCUGACACGGAAAUAGUUUUGAAAGCCUUACCAAAGCCUUACGUAGCAAUAAGAGAUUUUUACAGAGAAUUCCAUUACGGCUUACAUUUAAGUGCACAUAAAAACAUCGUCACCACAUUCGACGUUGCCUUUGAGACUGCCGGUUUUUACGUCUUCUGUCAGGAAUAUGCUCCUUUAGGUGACUUAACAUCAAACAUGCUUGACACUGGUAUAGGAGAGAUUCACACAAAAAGAGUGGCAAAACAGUUAGCUGCUGCUCUAGAACAUUUACACCAACGAGAUCUUGUCCACCGAGAUGUUAAACUGGAUAAUAUCCUUAUAUUCAAAUCGGAUUUCUCUAGGAUAAAACUGUGUGACUUCGGUGAAACGAGAAAAGUUCAGUCUGUCGUGAGACGAAGAAAUGAAUGGUUGCCGUAUUCGCCACCAGAAGUUUUGCGCUUAUCGAUGGACAUUACAUACAAAGCGCUAAUAACCCAUGAUAUAUGGCAAUUUGGGAUUGUUAUAUUUAUUUGCCUUACUGGUUGUUUGCCGUGGCAGAAGGCAGCUUUUGACGAUCCACGUUAUUAUAGCUACUACAACUGGUAUAACAGUGCUAACCCUCUGAAAAGACAACCAAAAUUAUGGAAAAUGGUGUCAACAAAAGCGCAAAAAAUGUUCAAGAAAUUUGUAGAGCCACGUAUAGAAAAGAGAGCAACAAACUUUACGGAAUUAUCUCGUUUUUAUGAUGACCGUUGGAUGGCCAAAGGAUAUCAAGAUAGAGUUGCUGGAGGAGAUAUUGACGAGCUAUGUCCAUCAAUGUACAGUUUUCAUAGUGAUCCUAAUGAAAAGAAUAUACUGCUCAAACAUUUUAGAGACAAUGGCAUUGAAACUACAGUUGAUCGUCAUGCCAAGAAACAAAGGAUACGUGAAUGGAUACAAAAUAGUGUUAUCGAAGAAGCGGAUGAAGAGGAGGAAGCUGCCUGCGAACCCAGCGCAUAUGAUGACAGUGAUGUCGAAUUGGAAGAUGGAUCACGACCUCAUCCUAUAGAUGAAAGUCAUACAAAAAUUAGUCUGCGUUAUGAUACUGAAAAACAUAUAAAUCCUAGAACAGGAGAGGUUAUUGAUGGUGUUAAUCGACCUACCGAAAAAAACCCUCUUUCGUAUGACGUUCAAAACAUCGAACCUGUCGCUCCAGCAAAUGUAAUAAGAAGGUAUGGCGUGAAAGAUGAAUCCACGUCACAUAGCUCCACAAAAGACAGCGCUUAUGGAUCUAUUGAAACUUCAACAAAAAAUGCCAAAAUCAAAACGGAGAGAUAUAUAUCACCCGUAGAUAAAAUUUCAAACAAUUCACCAAGUCGAUCAUUAAGUGCGACGUCUCUUCACCAAAAGUCACCUUCAGCAAAUACACUAUCUACCCACGCUCAGAGAUUUCAAAAAAGCGAGGAAGUAUUUUCUAAAGAACUAGAAAGUACCAGAGAUAGUACUUCUACACUUCAUUCCACGGGUAACUCUUCUAGAUCAAACAGUGUUAAGGUGACCCGAAACAGCUCUCUCGAAAACCAUAAUAACACCAAUGAUGUGCUCAAAGAAUCUGAUAAUUCUAAUAAUACUCCAACACCCAAUAAUCCUGUUAUAACACAAAAUGGAUUUAGUCCAGGUAAAGGCAAUAAAGAAAUAUCAAAAUCCCACCAACCUACAAAACAAUAUAUAUCUAUGAAGAGUUCUGCCUACGAAAAUGUCAGCACUAGAAAUGAGUCAAUGAAACAUAAAAAAAUAGAAAAUAAUUUACAAAAUGAAAAUAACCAACCAUUAGAUAGUCCAUAUACUUCUAUGUUAAAUAUAGUACAGGGACAAAUGAAAAUAAGUCCACAUGCAAAUGAAUCCAAUAGAAAUACUGUUAAUGUAUCAGUAACUCAAGUCAGUCGGAGAACAAAAUCAUAACUUUGCUCAAAAAAUAAUUCUACUUAACAUUCUCGUAUUUUUUCGUUAGUUAUUGUUACUCCGUAAUAUUACGGUCUCGAAACUAAAUAAUUAUAAUAUGUACUUAGUUAUUAUGAUUUUUAAUUUAUAUCUAAGAAUAUGAUAUGUAUAAGACCUUAUACAAAUAAGUGAAUUGUCGUUCCUAUUUUUAAUAAAUAAGUAUACCUUUGUAUUGAUAAACUCUGAAUCUUAAUUAGGCUAGACUGACAUAGUGAUCUAUCAACGCAAUGCCAACCACUGGACGGAUCGUGCUGAAAUUUGGCAUUCAGGUAGAUGUUAUGACGUAGGCAUCUGCUAAAAAAGGAUUUUGACCAAUUCUACCCCCAAGGGGACAAAAUAGGGAAUGAAAGUUUGUAUGAAACUUUGUCAAUUUUGCGGCGAUUUGGCUGAAAUUAGGAAUGAAAAUAGAUUUUAUUCGGGAUUAACACACAAGCUACUUUCAUCCCGGAAAAAUCCGUGGGUCCCGCGGGAUUUGUGAAAAACUUAAUUCCACACGGACGAAGACGCGGGCGCCCGCUAGCAGGUAUACUUAUACUUCGUCAUCACCAUAGACUUACAGACUUCCACAGUUGGAUUGGACUAAGGCUUUAUGUAAGAAGUUUCAAUUUCCACGAUCUAUCGGUCAUGUCAGACACACACAUUUAAUGCAUACUCAUAGUAAUUAUAAUAAUAUGCUAAAAUUGUACCAAUUAUUAUUAAUAUAAAUGUCGUAAUAAAACUGUAAUUAAGUAUGAGGUAUUUAAUAUUAUAAGACAAGACACCUUAAUUAAAACAGGUUUAAUUAGUACAAUAAAUAAUACUUACAUAUGUAUCAAUUAUAAUAAUGUGCACAUAAUUAUGCUGUUUUAUUUUCCCAAACUUUCGAAACAUCUUGCAAUAGGCUGCUACAAUAUUUUAGGUAUCAACAGUAACGUAAGGGCGAGCCGCGAGGCCGGCAUCAUUCCGCGCGCAUCUUCCAAAUCGCUAUAUAAUUUGCAUCCGGAUUUACCUUAAGAUUUUUGAUUUCCUUGAGAAUGUCGAAACUCGAAAUACUUAGAGGUUUUUUGUGGCAUAUGUGGCCAUAGUUUUGUUACGCUAAUUUAAUUGAUUUUUUUCACAGCUUCAAAGCACCGUAGUAAUCAUUCUAAUCAACUCAAAAAUCCUCACACUAGAGUUUUGCUGGCUAAUGAAAGUAGAGUCUGAAAUCGCCCGCUAAAUGAAAAAAAAUCGCAGUAAAUUCUGAAAAUUAUAGUUCAAAUAUUGGAAUAACUGAGUUUAAUACUUAUUUUCAGGUAAUGUAUUCACAAACAAAAAAUAAUUUAAACAAAUUAUGAAAAUGCAUGUUUUUUAAUUUGUUUAUAUAUUUUUUUAAAUCUGGCGGGCGAUUGCAGUCUACUUUCAUAAGCCAGGCUAUAUACUAUCUAUAGUACGAUUAUUAAUUUCCUGGAAUUAAUCCUCCGCUCCGACUUUAUACAAAAAAAAAUAUGUUGGAAAAUUUUAUUUUACACUUUGUUCACAUUUUUUAACACUUUGUUCACAUUUUUAAACAGCUUUUUAGUAGUUUCUGCCUCUCUGCACUAAAACCGCGGACAGACGGACGGACAAACAGACGUAGGUACAUGGCGAAACUCUAUGGGGUCCUUGUAAAACCCCUAAGAACUUUUAGACCAUUAAAAAGAAUGGUCUAAGCCUAACAAGUAUCGUAUUGAGUUCGAUUUUAAAUUAUUCGAUUCCUUACAAUGUAAUUCGAUUCUACUGAGAUAGUUCGUCUGUGCUUGAAUGAAUAUCAACCACGACUAGUGAGGUUAGAACUCAGGGCCGAAUAAAAAAAUGGCGGCUUGUCUUGUUUUUUCUGUCAAAACAAAUGUCAAAAUUAAAUUAAAUUUGACAGUUGACUGUUUUUGUCAGAAUUUUGUACUCGCCGAAUGAAUCUUGUAAUGUGAUUUUAAUUGAAAUUAACGUUAUUAUCUUAAUAAUUUAAGUAUAGUAUAAGUCUAGUAACCUAUCGUAACAAAUUAGCAAACUCAAGUUAAAUUAUGGAAUGGAAUAACAUUGUCGCCUAACCUUUAUUCAAAAACAUUAUUACCCUCUUUGAGAGAAAUAAACAUAAUAAAAUCGCCAAACGAUGCAAAAGUUACAAGAAAGUGUUUUUUCAAUAGUUAAAACUACUAGUUUAUCGCCUGCUGUGUUUAGUUUUCUGCAACCAACUGAAGAUUUCUCAG
This is a messenger RNA of Bicyclus anynana (squinting bush brown), 4577 nucleotides long. RefSeq names its product sperm motility kinase. The transcript is spliced from 8 exons. Lineage: Eukaryota; Metazoa; Arthropoda; Insecta; Lepidoptera; Nymphalidae. The record is from RefSeq and is a predicted model, not a curated record. Gene Ontology annotation, molecular function: ATP binding; protein serine/threonine kinase activity. Gene Ontology annotation, biological process: peptidyl-threonine phosphorylation; peptidyl-serine phosphorylation. Bases 265 to 2337 code for a protein of 690 amino acids.